UGGAGCAGGAGUGGCCGAGCAGGUUAAGGGAGGGUGUCCGCGGCCGUGCAGCAGAGCUGGAACAAAUAAUCCUAAAAUUUGUAUGGAACCAGAGAAGACCCUGAAUAGCCGAAGGAAUGUUCAAAGAGAAAAUCGCCUUUCCCUUUACUCCGGACUCACAUGCACCAGCCUUCUCAGCACCCCACUCCCUCGGAUGCCUCAUGGGCCUGUGAUGCUUAUGGCUGGAACAGCACUCUCAAGCUGACCUCUCAGACGGCCCCCCAGUUUCCCCCACCUCAGCAAAUGGCAUCUGCCUAGGCCCCAGUGUCGCCCUUCAUUUCUCCCCUCACAUCCCACCUCCAGUCCAUCAGCGGGUCAUGCCACCUCUCCUUUUCACAUGUGGAAGCCGAACCCUUCACAAGCUUCCUGUUCCCCAUCCAGACUUCCCUCGUCACCAGCUCGGGCUUUGCCGUGGCCUCCUUACCGCUCCAUCCCCUCAGUCUCUCCCCCACACAGCAGACCCCGCUGUUAGGAACUGUAAAUCGGGUGGUGGCAGUCCCCUGACAGCCCCCUGUCCGGGCUUCCCAGUACAUGCAAGCCACUAGCUUACACAAGGCCCGUUUGACCUGGCCCGGCACCUCACGGCCUUCAGUGUCUGCUUGGCUUGGCUUCUCUUGCCACUCUCAGCACUCUGCAGCCCCUGCACUUGCAAAUCCCUCCCCCCCAGAUCCAGAGGUACCCACGUCCUCACAUCGCUGCCCACAUGUUCCCAGGGAGGCCUUCUCUGCCCCCACUAUCUAAAAUAACCCUAGACCCCUCUUCUCCAAGCUCUGUCCCCUUCCUUGCUUUAUUUUCCUCAUACCUGAAAUUACUGCCAUUCCUUUUUGAGCAACUCCAGCGUGCCGGGCCCUGGCCUAGGCACUGGGGGUGCCAGGGGACAGGUGUUCUCCUGUUUACAGGUGGGAUGUGCAAGUCAGGUAGUGGUUAGUGCUUUUGAGAAAAAUAAAACAGGACAAAAGACUAAGCAGUGACGGGACUGACCCCGUACAAAGGGUAGUCAGGGCAAGUCUCUCUGAAGGUGUGAUACUUAAGCAACCUGAAGGAGAUGGGGACAUCUGGAGGGUGUCCGCAAGAUUUUUGCUGUGAGAAUUAACAGUAACCAUUCAAUAUGGGGGAUGUUCUGGCUCAUGAAUCAGAAUUACUUGGACUUGUGAAAGAGUAUUUAGAUUUUGCUGAAUUUGAAGACACCUUGAAAACAUUUUCAAAAGAAUGCAAAAUAAAAGGAAAGCCAUUAUCUAAAACAGCAGGUGGCUGUUUAAGGGACUCCAAAUCAUUGAUCAUCCAGAAGGACCUCGUUGCUGCAUUUGACAGUGGUGACCAGAAGGUGUUCUUCAAUUUGUGGGAGGAGCAUAUUCCCAGUUCCAUCCGAGAUCGUGACUCCCUUGCCCAGAAGUUGGAAUUCUAUCUUCACAUCCAUUUUGCCAUCUAUCUUCUGAAACACUCCAUAGGGAGACCUGACAAAGAGGACCUGGAAGAGAGGAUUUCUUAUUUCAAAACCUACCUGGAGACCAAAGGGGCAGCGCUGAGCCAGACCACGGAGUUUCUCCCUUUCUAUGCUCUGCCUUUUGUUCCCAACCCCAUGGUCCACCCCUCCUUUAAAGAGCUCUUCCAGGAUUCUUGGACUCCAGAAUUAAAGUUGAAGUUGGAAAAGUUUCUGGCUUUAAUUUUUAAAGCCAGUAACACGCCAAAGCUUUUAACAUUAUACAAGGAGAACGGACAAAGUCAUAAAGAGAUGUCACAGCAGCUCCACCAGCAGCUGGUAGAAGCCGAGCGAAGGUCAGUGACGUACCUGAAGCGCUACAACAAGAUUCAGGCAGACUACCACAAUCUCAUCGGGGUCACAGCAGAGCUGGUGGAUUCUCUGGAGGCCACCGUCAGUGGCAAGAUGAUCACCCCGGAGUACCUCCAGAGCGUGUGUGUCCGUCUCUUCAGUGACCAGAUGCGGCAGAGCCUGGCCCACAGCGUGGACUUCACGAGGCCUGGGACGGCUUCAACCAUGUUAAGAGCCUCCUUGGCACCCGGGAAACUGAAGGAUGUCCCAUUGCUGCCCUCCUUGGAUUAUGAGAAACUGAAGAAGGAUUUGAUUUUGGGGAGUGACCGCUUGAAAGCCUUCUUGUUGCAGGCUCUGCGCUGGCGCUUGACCACAUCCCUUCCUGGAGAGCAGAGGGAGACCGUUCUGGAAGCCUACAUCGGCAACGACCUCCUGGAUUGUCACAGCCACAGCCAGAGGAGAGUGCUCCAGCUGCUGCACUCCAGGAGCGAGGUGGUGCGGCAGUACAUGGCCCGGCUCGUCAACGCAUUCGCAUCCCUGGCAGAAGGUCGCCUCUACCUGGCCCAGAGCACAAAGGUGCUGCAGAUGCUGGAGGAAAGGCUGAAGGAGGAAGAUGAGGACAUCGUCACCCGCGAGAACGUUCUCGGGGCCUUGCAGAAGUUCAGCCUCAGGCGCCCGCUGCAGACAGCGAUGAUUCGAGAUGGCCUCAUCUUCUGGCUGAUUGAUAUUCUGAAGGACCCCGAUUGCCUGUCGGACUAUACACUGGAGUACUCGGUGGCUUUGCUCAUGAACCUCUGCCUCAGGAGUGCAGGGAAGAACAUGUGUGCCAAGGUGGCGGGUCUGGUGCUAAAAGUUCUUUCGGAUCUGCUCGGCCAUGAGAACCACGAGAUACAGCCGUAUGUGAAUGGAGCUCUGUACAGCAUCCUUUCUAUUCCAUCCAUUCGUGAGGAAGCAAGAGCAAUGGGAAUGGAGGACAUCCUUCGCUGCUUCAUCAAAGAAGGCAAUGCUGAGAUGGUCCGCCAGAUUGAAUUCAUCAUCAAGCAGCUUAAUUCAGAAGAGCUACUGGAUGGUGUUCUUGAAUCUGACGACGAUGAAGAUGAAGAUGAUGAAGAGGACCAUGAUACUAUGGAAGCUGAUCUGGACAAAGAUGAGCUGAUCCAGCCCCAGCUUGGAGAGCUCUCAGGCGAGAAGCUUCUGACCACGGAGUACUUGGGAAUUAUGACGAACACAGGGAAGGCAAGGCGGAAGGGCCUGGCCAGUGUGCAGCAGAGUGCCGACGAGCCCCUGCGCCGGCCCGUCACCCCCGGCGGCCACAGGACCGGGUACCCAGUUCUGGAAGACCAUCCCAUUUCGCCCCAGAUGGCCCAGCCUGCCCAAAACGGCAGCCUCCCAUCCCUGACAAGCGCCCACCCUCCCGUCUACAAGGGGGCUGAGCCCGGUGCUUCGGAGCCUUGCAUCUCCUCUUCAGCCACCGUGGACAUCAAGCCAGGAGAAUGGUUGCCAGCAGGACAUCAGGGAGAGGCUCGCCUGCCCUCCUCGGAGGUCCCCAACCAGACCCCAGGCAGUGGAGAGACCACCAGGGAAUUUACAUCAGCCUUCACCUGCAAGCCCCGGACCCCCAGUGCCCCAGAGAUCCUGGACCUGUACCCACCCAAGGCCAAGGCAUCCGCUCUGGCCCCUCAGUUCUCUUCGUGCAGCCCCCAGCAAGCCAGCCGCCCCAGCUCCAUGUCGGCCUCCACGAGGGGCCCACAGAGCAGCCCAUCUUACAGGAAGUGAGGAUGGUUCCUUCCCCGGUGUCACCAUCCCGUUGCCCGAGGACCAGCCAGCUUCCCCUUCUCGGCCAGCCAGCGGCUGCAGGUGACAGAUGUGGAGAGACGGUUGUCUGCGAGCCGCCAGGUGGCUUCAGGAGCGGAGGCGAGGCUGCCUCCCACGACACGGGCUCCUGUCACUGUCCUUCUCUGGUUGCCCUCUCACGCACAGAGGAGCGUAGCUGGGUGGGCAGCGCGGGGCCAACCAGCGAGCCAUUCAUCUUGGGAGCCUGUGCAGAGGAGAGGGGGACUGAACACGCAGCCAGGGACAGGGGGCCUCGGCCUCAGUGGAAACUUUCUCCGUCCAACCUGGAGAAAACCAAAGGGAUUUAGAAUAAGGGAAACCCAUUCUCAAGCCAUAUUCCUAAGCAGCAGAUCUGACGUUCUCUUCCUUUUUUGAAACCUGGUAAGAAUAUGGUCUAGUCCCAUAUAGAGCCUGGCAGAUACAGCCGUUCCUGAUCUCCUGCACACGUGGUUUAAAGGCCUCAUAGGGUUGACCAGUGUACCCCGCCUCCCCCUUCCCUCCUCCUCUAAGACUGCAAACCCAAACAGUUCCAAUGGCAAGAUGUCUGGUCUCCACUGGGAAGGACUGUGCUGGCCCCUUGCGGAGGGUGACAUCAGAGCCCAUGUCUGAGGACAGAGCCAGCAAUGUCCCCCAAGCGAGGAGCAGGAUCUGACCUCUCCUAAAAUAGGAGUAUUGAAAUAAAAGCAA
Messenger RNA from Zalophus californianus (California sea lion), 4330 nucleotides. RefSeq names its product armadillo repeat containing 9 (gene ARMC9). The transcript is spliced from 26 exons. Gene Ontology annotation, biological process: cilium assembly. The record is from RefSeq and is a predicted model, not a curated record. Bases 1148 to 3586 code for a protein of 812 amino acids. Gene Ontology annotation, cellular component: ciliary basal body; ciliary tip; centriole. Lineage: Eukaryota; Metazoa; Chordata; Mammalia; Carnivora; Otariidae. Gene Ontology annotation, molecular function: protein binding.